UUAUUUUUACAGUCAUGUUGUACAUUGUGCAUAGAACCACAAAAUAUCAAUACUACGAGACAGAGAUUGAAACCAAAUUGCACCCUUUUGAAACAGUAGAGGAUAAUGAAUUGCCUUCCAGAAUAUUAACAGAUUUACCUCAUGGCAUUAUGCAACCUCGUUCAGAUUUGGAACUAAAGCUAUGGUCAAAGAAUUCACGAUCUGAGGUCAAUGUUACCACAAAUAAGAACUUGCCGGCAAUGCCAGUUUGUAUUAAACAAAAAGAAAGUGUUGAUGGUGUUGUGCGAAAGUUCUUGCAGCGAAUUUUACCAUUAUUUUAUUCCAUUACGAUGGCAAAGUGGAUGGAUGGUGGGAUCUUGAUUGGCGUGGCAAAGCCAUUCACAUAGUGGGUCAUAACCAAACAAAGUGGUAAAACCUAUUGUUGGUAAAAGGAAUUCUUUUGUCGUGUCUUGUGAAAUGCGUGGGUG
Molecule: messenger RNA, 467 nt
Organism: Hibiscus syriacus
Lineage: Eukaryota; Viridiplantae; Streptophyta; Magnoliopsida; Malvales; Malvaceae
Exons: 5
Coding region: 15-386 (123 amino acids)
Source: RefSeq, a predicted model, not a curated record